AUGGAAUUCAGAGAUAUUCAAGCAAUGAUAAGUAGAGCAAUUGAACACACAAAACCUGAUCAACUUGUACCAUUAUUUAAUUGGCUCGAUGGUGAAAUUUCUAGAUAUCGAAUUUCCGGUUUCAUGUCAACUCCAAUUCAAUCGGUAUUAACACCUAAAAUUAAUCAUGGACAGCGUUUUAUGUGUGUUUGUGGUCGAUCAUUUGCUGCAGAAAUAUCAAUUCGUGAAACGACUCAUGUUGAAACAAGCUCUCCACCAGCUACACCAAUGCUUUCUUUUAAAACUGAUCUGAAACAACAGCAACAGCAGCAGCAACAACAAAAUUCACAAGAAUCCAUGUGUAAACGACAAAGAAUAUUAACGAUUGAUGCACCAAUGUCUUCUACUCCAACAACAGCAACAUCUAUAAUUGAUCGUAUAAUUCCAUCAGCAAUGUUCAGUAAUUGGGGAACAACAAAUCUUAAAACUUAUGAAGGUAGUCCAGAAUUAAUGACAGCUGAAUCAAAUCGUGGUGAAAGUGAUAUUGAAUUAUCAAGUGAUGAAUCGAGAUGUUUAGAUGAAAUUGAUGGUGUUCUAUCGCCUGAUAAACAUGUUGCACCUAAUUUUAUUUAUGCAAGUAGUUUAUGGACAACAUCACUUUCUCCUGCUACAAAUGGUUGUUUAUCAUAUUCGACUGAUAAUCAUGAACAAAAUCUACAACGAAAUCAUCAUGAAAUGCUAAGUCUUAAACCAAUAAGCAAUGAACCAUUAUCACCCGCAUUGACACUUAUUCAUGAUGGAGAAUCCAGUAAAACAGUUGCAACAAUUCAUCGUCGACCAAUGCUUAUUGCAUGUACAGAUCCAGAUGCUUGUUCACCAACAGGACCGACGCAUUUUAAAUGUACUCAAUGUCAUGAAACAUUCGAUAGUCUAUUACUUGGACAAGAACAUGCUAAUAAUGGCAUGUGUAUAUCAGAUGCAACAGUAAACGUACUUGAGAAUUCUGAUUCUCAUUUAUCACCUACUGCAUCAUCAAUAUUUGAUACUCUUCAAGAAAAUAUGGAUGAAAUGCUUAAUACUCGACUUGAUUCAAAAGCCGCUUGUCCAAUUUGUAAUAAAGUAUUUAGUAGUGUUCAUACAAUGAUUCGUCAUAAAACAUCAAUACAUGAUAGACAAGUUCGUUAUGGAUGCAAUAUUUGUGGUCGUUUCUUUUUUCGUAAAGAUAAAUUAACAUCACAUAUGGUAUAUCAUCAAGAUUUUGAUACAUAUGUUUGUUGUUUUUGUACAGUUGGAUGUAAAUCACGUAUGUUAAUGAGGCAACAUUUAAAACGCGAACAUAUUAUACCAGGUGAAGAUACUUGUUUUAAUGAUAUACUUAGUCGAUGUCAAGUUAAGAAAUCAUUAAAUUUAGAAACAAAUAUGUCUGUUGCAUAUGGUACUGAUAGACACACACCAUCAUUAAAACGAAUUCUGACUACAAAUUCAGCUGAAAGCGAUAUUAAACAACCGGCUAGUAAUUAA
Molecule: messenger RNA, 1500 nt
Organism: Adineta steineri
Lineage: Eukaryota; Metazoa; Rotifera; Eurotatoria; Adinetida; Adinetidae
Source: the annotation of a GenBank genome assembly